Messenger RNA from Salvelinus namaycush (lake trout), 3593 nucleotides. RefSeq names its product RAS related (gene rras). The coding region runs from base 797 to 1390 and encodes 197 amino acids. Gene Ontology annotation, biological process: signal transduction. The transcript has 6 exons. Gene Ontology annotation, molecular function: GTPase activity; GTP binding; GDP binding. The record is from RefSeq and is a predicted model, not a curated record. NCBI's taxonomy places the organism in Eukaryota, Metazoa, Chordata, Actinopteri, Salmoniformes, Salmonidae. Gene Ontology annotation, cellular component: plasma membrane.
ACCCUUCUUGGUUGAGAAAAAAAAGUUGCCUUGGAGCGAUGAAAAAAUAAGUCGGUGAAGACGAGGAAAAAAUGAAGACAUCGCCAAGAAAAACCCAGUAACUUAGAUAUCACAAAAUCUGUUAUUUAAUGCUCCUGCAGAGAUAUGUAGAUGAAUCAAUCUAGAGAUAAUGAAAGUUAGACAAGCGUGUUGAAGUUUGACGGGAUAGUUGAUAAUCGAGCUCAUAUUUUUUCUUCUUCUGGAGUCAAAGUUGGCAUCGAUAACCUAAUUUACUUGAGGCGGGUGCGGAAGGCUUUUCACCCGACAAAAAUUAUGAGAGAUAGGCCGAUAAACCGUUAGAUUUUUAACAAUAAUACUUUAUUUCUAUUUUACCGGGUUAUGUAGCGAUUUAUACAUUUUAGGAGCAGUGAUACGAAACUCUAUUGGGGUUAGACUACUUUUGUUUAUAGUUUACAACACUGGGCCAGACUAAAACCGUAAGCUUUUCAAUGUUAUGAAAUAGUACCAGAAAACGAACUAUACAUUUUUAUAUUUGAGAUAUUUAUAACCUAUCGUAGGUAAUUCAAGUUAAAUAUAUUGGCGUAACACCGAGGUAAAAACCCAACUCUGCUUCCUUCUCGGAUUUUUCUUUGAGCUACUUUGAUAAAAGUCGUUUGCUCAAUCGUUGAAGUGGACUUUCAUUUUUUCCCUGCGGAUUACAAAAUUACACGUCAUCAAUAGAUCAUAUCAGCUAGUCAGUUUUAUCAUUUUGUUUUUCAAAAAAUAGACAACCGUUAAGUAUUUUACGAAACUAAUAAUGUCUGCUGAGGAGGAGAGAUUCAAACUGGUCGUCGUGGGCGGGGGCGGUGUGGGGAAAAGCGCCUUGACCAUACAAUUCAUUCAGUCAUACUUUGUAUCGGAUUAUGAUCCCACCAUCGAGGACUCCUACACCAAAAUAUGCAUAGUGGAUGGGAAAGAGACACGAUUAGACAUCUUGGACACAGCAGGUCAGGAGGAGUUUGGGGCAAUGAGGGAGCAGUACAUGCGCUCAGGAGAAGGCUUCUUGCUGGUGUUCGCUCUGAAUGACACUGGCAGUUACAAUGAGAUCCACAAGUUCCACACCCAGAUACUGAGAGUGAAGGACCGGGAUGACUUCCCCAUGGUGCUGGUGGGGAACAAGGCUGACCUGGACCAGUCGAGAGUGAUCUCCAGAGAGGAGGCCCAGGGCUUUGCCAGAGAGAACAGGAUCCAUUACAUGGAGGCCUCGGCUAAGAACCGCCACAAUGUAGACGAAGCCUUCCUGGAGGUCGUGCGAGCUAUAAGAAAGUUUCAGGAGACUGAGAGUCCCCCUCUACCUGCAAACCACACAGGAAAACGGAAGAGCGGUGGCUGCCCCUGCACCCUCCUUUAACUGCUCCCUCCCAUGGCAUAGCACUUGUCACAGAGACCAAAACCCUCACACCUCACCACUGAUGCAAGUCUUGUCUGACUUACCUGGAGGGAAAUGGGAAGAUUUGGCAAGGGAGGGGAGAGAUAUACACUUGGAAAUGCAAAAAACUGUAUGGUGAGGUUUGGGGAAUUGGGCAGGGAUGUGUGUGGGAGAGGUUGCUUACGGCAAUGGUGGGUAAAGUGGUGGAGUGAUACAUUUUUUAAAAUGGUUUCAUUCACACUUAGAAAUUAGCAUCUUCAAACUUUUUUUAUAUAUAUUUUUUUUGUAUUUGCGGUAUUGUUAUUUCAUUAUUGAGGAUGUAAAGGGAGAGGCCUUGGGCUAGAUGAGAAGAGAGCGAGAGUCUACAGACUGAAGAAAGAAAGAGUAGGGAUGGUAAAGAGUGCGAUCUCACAGAUACUGUGUUUUGGGUAGCUUCCUACAUUGGGUCAACCUGAUGGAAGUCACUGAUUUGACAUUGCUGGAAGGAACGGAUAAUUUAGGUACUAGAGGGCGCUAUCAUUCAUUCCUACAACAGAAAAUGAAAGGAGCCCAGUUAAACUGAAUCGACAAAUUAGAUUUUUAAAAGACUGCAUGGAAAGAGUGAGAGCUGAGGCAGAAUGAAACGAUGUGUUUGAAAGACUGGUACUUUUUCACAGUGUAGUAUCCAUGACCACAGAAUAUAUACUUUUUUUUGCACAACUUCAACAUAUGAACUGGUAGGCAAAAGUAGUUUGACACUAAAGUGCUAUUGUUUAUUUUAAAAUGACUGGGUGGAUGUUUAGGCAUGUCCAGGUACUUUUGUCUAUGCAUACAGGUGUAGGUCAUUUUUAUUGUUAUGCUCUUUGCAAAUGUUUAAAUGUCACACCGCUACCAACCAUGUACAUCAAGGAGUUUGUUUUUGAAUUGUAUUAAAUGAAUGAGUCUCAGCUAAUGAAGAUCUGUUGAAAAGCUUCAGACAAGGCAUCAACUGUCGACAACUGUUGAUGAAAAACAGAAAGUUAGAUAACAUGGGUAAGUUGACAUAUGAAUACAUCCCAAGAUUUACGCCCAUUGGUUGAGAGAGAUGAGUGAUAAUUGCAAGAGUUAGCCCAUAGGCUGAACAGCAAGCAUGCGGAAUGGGUAUUGUGCGGUGCUUUUAUAAGCUAUACGGUAAAUGGGUGAAUUAUAUUCCGGACGUGGCUAAUAGGAAAGAAGACGAUAUGCUGAUGAUAAUACGUUCGUGUUCAUUCCCACUAUGCCCAUGCAAUAGGAAGCUAAGUAAAUUGUGUUAUGCUUACUUGAAGUUAACCGAGCAGUCAGACCAGCCUUCCUGAUUUAACUUCCGUAACCUACAUUUGUCUGUCAUGAAAUAACUUGUUUGUUUAGAGAGGAUAUGUAGCACUGGUCUUGCAAACCUUCAUAUAGAUGUAAUUAACAUAUGAUUAACAGUUAGCCUUAUUCCCUGGGCGAUAUUUCACACAAAGCAGGAUAGCCAACUAACGUUAUGAAAGAUUCUGAAUCUGCACCAAAUUUGUGAAUUGAAUCCGACUCAAAACUCUGACCCUAAAAAUAUUUGCGAUGUUUUGAUUAAUAAUUUGAGUUAUUGAUGAUUGGUUCUCAAAGCUGGCUAUCUUAUUUUCUUUGUGAAAUAGAACCGUGUUGGAUCCACAUUUGUCCCACAUUGUUCUUUGCCUAAUUAUAAAAUAAUGCAUUGACUCAGUGCUAUUAAUGCAGUGUAAUAAGCCACAAAAAAGUAUUGUACUUAAAUCUGUUAUGUAGUUAUUUUUAACAGCAGAAAGCCGUUUGUUUUCUUAUACCAAUGAAUCUCAAACUAUAUCAAACUUGCACCCUGUAAUCUACCAGUAUCCGCCAUGUGUAUUUUGUACUGAAAUAAACCAAAUACCUUUUGUACACGUUACACUUUUUAUACAUUAUUACUCAAAUCUUGAGUUUUUGCUCAGAAUGUGUCAGAAUGAAAUAGGGCAGCGGGCUGUCUGGACACACUCAACUUUUUGUACUUGACUAUUUCUCAUCAACAGUAUUGGUGAACGCUCGGUGACAGGAAAGUAGCCAGAGGAAAGCAGUUUGGCCGAGGUCAAAUAUGAUUUUUUUUAAACUGAUGAAUGAGAAAAGAAAGGAGCAUGUAAAUGUACAGAUCAAUAAAAGACUGCUUGAAUUGGGAUUGUGACAAUUCAAUCUACUCAAA